Epinephelus fuscoguttatus (brown-marbled grouper) is the source of this 993-nucleotide messenger RNA. Its product is annotated as putative nuclease HARBI1. NCBI's taxonomy places the organism in Eukaryota, Metazoa, Chordata, Actinopteri, Perciformes, Serranidae. Bases 1 to 993 code for a protein of 330 amino acids. The record is from RefSeq and is a predicted model, not a curated record. The transcript has a single exon.
AUGAAGGAGGAAUUGCUGGUACAAUGGCUGCAGUUGUACACCAAUACAGACACCAGAGGAGAACGUACAAUCCAGGGCAAUAUGCUGAAAGCCCCAACCUGCUCCAAUGAUGAGCUUCAUGCACGAUACAGAUUUGGGCAAGAGGAUAUUGCUCUCAUCUGCAAUAUUCUUCGUCCUCACCUUGAACGUGCCACUCUGAGGAGCCAUGCCUUGACUGUGGAGGAGCAGGUACUGAUGGCACUGCGUUAUUAUGCAUGUGGUUCCUUCUUUGAGGUGAUUGGGGAUGGACUGGUGGUGACAAAAGCAACAGUGGGCCAUGUGGUGCAUUCGGUGUCAUCUACCCUUACCGGUCUUCUGGGUCAAUAUGUGAAAUGGCCUGAAAAUGAAGAGGAGAUAGCAAGAACCAAGAGGAUGUUUUUCUCACUGGGGGGGAUGCCAAACACUAUUGGUGUGAUUGACUGCACCCAUGUGCAUUUUCAGGCACCACAUAUCAGGGAAUGGGAGUAUGUGAACAGGAAGGGCCGGCACAGCAUUAACGUCCAGCUUGUGGGGAAUGCUGACCUCGUUAUCACAAACUGUGUUAUGAGAUGGCCUGGGUCUGUACAUGAUGCCCGUAUUUUGAGGGAGAGCCACCUCUACCAGAAGCUCCAGCAGACUGCCCCAGAUGGCAUCCUCCUGGGUGACAGCGGUUACCCCCUUCUACCGUGGCUGAUGACCCCUUUUGCUACCAUCACCAAUGACUCCCAGCAGAGGUACAACAACGUCCAUGCCACAACAAGAGGGACAAUCGAGCGCCUGAACAAAGUGAUAAAACGCAGAUUUGCCUGCCUGAACUAUCUCCGUGUGGAGCCACAGAAAGCCUGUCACAUCAUCUGUGCCUGCAUUGUGCUACACAACCUAGCACAAACAAGGAGAGUACCACUACAAGAACCUCUCAUCGAUGGACCUCCUCCCUGCGCAGAAGUCCUUGACCUGCCACCACCACCACUGUAG